Molecule: messenger RNA, 1217 nt
Organism: Teleopsis dalmanni
Lineage: Eukaryota; Metazoa; Arthropoda; Insecta; Diptera; Diopsidae
Exons: 2
Coding region: 63-827 (254 amino acids)
Biological process (GO): regulation of lipid biosynthetic process
Cellular component (GO): cytosol
Source: RefSeq, a predicted model, not a curated record
ACUGUCUGCGCAGAAUUGCACGCCACGACGAACUACAAUUCUCCAAAGAUAGCAUUGUAAAUAUGAUGGAGAAAUUUGUCAAAACUGUAAAUAUAAUGGAUGACACAAUCUUGGUUCCAUGCAGGCUCAUGGAUCGACAGGUUGGUGACAGCAGUGAUAUUAUACCAGCACCUGGUAAAGACUCAACUUCGAAUCAACAUACUUUCAAUUCAAUUACUAACGGAAAACGCAGUGUUGCACAAUCUAAAAAUGUACAUGAAUUCUUGACAUCAUCGGAGCUCUUCAAUUUGUACAAUAUGCUGAAUUCCUUGAAAAAUGAUCUUUUAUGGACUGGUAAAGACAAUAGCGAAGAAGAGGAAGAUCCAAUAACUAAUGUUCAAAAUAAAAUAAAUGAACUCAAUAAGGGCGCUAGACUCAGCCCAGAGUCAGAGCCAAAGACUGAUAACUCAAAUACAGAAGUAGCUACAAAUGCCACCAAUACCACAACAACAGUCGCAAGUACAACAAUCACAAAAGGUCAUAUACGUCGCCCUUCAACCGCUUCUGUAACGUCAACAGCUUCAGGUAGUAAUAUCAGCGAUUCGGAAAGUGAAGUUUCAAAUGAAAAUGAUUCUGGUGUUGAAUCAGAAGUAAAUAAAGCCAGUUCAAUUAGCAGCAGUGAAGAUUUAUGCGCACAGAAAAAGAAGGCCGCAAAUGCAGAUAAAGCUACCGAACUUGCGCAACGUUGUAAAAGACAUUUAAAUGGUCUCUAUCAAUGUCUAGAACAAAUGACAGAGGCGGCAAAUUAUUUAACCGCCAGAUACCAAAGUGAUAUUGGACCCGUCUAGGGACCAACUUUUAUAAUGGGCGGGAUCAAAAUGUGGGUUUCUACGGUAAUAGGGAAGGUGGGAAGAAAAUGUAAGAAAGCAGAUAUAAUUUUGUGUAGGGUAAGAUCGUAGUUAGCCAUUAGGUAAGAUCUAUAACGAUGAAAAAAUACAAAGUAUAAAAAAAAAAUCAAAAAAAAUAAAAAAAAAUGUAUGUAAUUUAAGUGGAAAAAUGUUAAUUGUUUCUGUAUUUGUGUUUGUAAACACUAUUCAAGCCUUUGUCAUAUAAAACUUGCGUUAAAAUCAAAGGUCAAAGCACAGCACAAUUAGCACUUGUUGUAAGAAAAAGCUUAGAAAACAGCAGUAACGAUAACAAGUUUAUCCAGCAUAAAUACUACAUCACAAAAAAAAAAA